CAGCUAUCAUUUGCCGACAACGACAAAUAGAAACAAAAUUUCCAUCACGUCAGGACUUGCAAUUUCUUAUUUUCAAUUUAAACAAAGAACAUCAAUCGAAUUUAAUUAACAAACAAAUUAAAAACAUGGCUUCAACAUCUGAAAUGGCUAUGAAAACCUGGGAGUUGGAGAACAACGUCAAAACCCUCCCAUCUUGUGACGAGAUAUUUCGCUACGAUGGCGAACAACAAAGGCAAGUCCUUGAUGCCAAACCUUGGGAAAAGGAUCCACAUUAUUUCAAAGAUAUCAAAAUAUCUGCCCUGUCUUUGCUGAAAAUGGUCAUGCAUGCAAGAUCUGGUGGAACUCUGGAAGUUAUGGGAUUGCUUUUGGGCAAAGUUGAGGACAAUACAAUGAUCGUCAUGGAUGCAUUUGCCUUACCUGUCGAAGGAACCGAAACAAGAGUAAAUGCUCAAUCCCAAGCCUACGAGUAUAUGUCGGCCUACAUCGAUUCGGCAAAGGAAGUUGGUCGCCUGGAAAAUGCCAUCGGAUGGUAUCACAGCCAUCCCGGCUACGGCUGUUGGUUGUCCGGUAUUGAUGUGUCCACACAAAUGCUCAAUCAGAACUUCCAAGAGCCAUUCGUGGCUAUUGUCGUCGAUCCAGUUCGAACUGUGUCGGCUGGCAAAGUGUGUCUUGGGGCAUUCCGCACCUAUCCCAAGGGCUACAAACCACCAAAUGAGGAACCCUCGGAAUAUCAAACAAUCCCAUUGAAUAAAAUCGAAGAUUUCGGUGUUCACUGCAAACAGUACUAUCCUCUUGAGGUUAGCUACUUUAAAUCGGCCCUCGACAGGAAGCUGCUUGAUUCCUUGUGGAACAAGUACUGGGUAAACACUCUCGGAAGCUCUGGAUUGCUCACAAACACCGAAUACACAACCGGACAGAUAUUCGAUUUGUCCGAGAAACUUGAGCAAAGUGAAUCAAGCUUAGGUCGUGGACCAUUUGUUGUUUCAGGUGGAGAUAUCAACGAAAAGCGCACCGAAGACAAACUCACCAAAGCCACGCGGGACUGCAGUCGUGCCUCAAUUGAACUUAUCCACGGUCUAAUGGCGCAAAUUGCCAAGGACAAACUUUUCAACAAAGUAGGAAUAAAUAAAAACUAAGAAUUGUAUGUUAAAUAAAAAUUACACUUUAAUAAACUUUAACAAAUGGUUUGCCUAUUCUA
This is a messenger RNA of Eupeodes corollae, 1198 nucleotides long. RefSeq names its product COP9 signalosome complex subunit 5 (gene CSN5). NCBI's taxonomy places the organism in Eukaryota, Metazoa, Arthropoda, Insecta, Diptera, Syrphidae. The record is from RefSeq and is a predicted model, not a curated record. Gene Ontology annotation, biological process: protein deneddylation. Gene Ontology annotation, molecular function: protein binding; metallopeptidase activity; deNEDDylase activity. The transcript is spliced from 3 exons. Gene Ontology annotation, cellular component: cytoplasm; COP9 signalosome. The coding region runs from base 126 to 1136 and encodes 336 amino acids.